AUGAAAGGCGUUAAAAAGGAAAACUUAAAUUCAUAUCAUGCUAAAUAUAUGUGGCGUGAAAGAUUUAGAAAUAACGAGUUUUAUAAAAAUUUAGAAUGUUUGACUGAAAUGAAUGAAAAUGAUUAA
Molecule: messenger RNA, 126 nt
Organism: Vairimorpha ceranae
Lineage: Eukaryota; Fungi; Microsporidia; Nosematidae
Exons: 1
Coding region: 1-126 (41 amino acids)
Source: RefSeq, a predicted model, not a curated record